Messenger RNA from Brassica napus (rape), 1247 nucleotides. RefSeq names its product GDSL esterase/lipase At2g38180-like. Gene Ontology annotation, molecular function: hydrolase activity, acting on ester bonds. The record is from RefSeq and is a predicted model, not a curated record. Bases 320 to 1087 code for a protein of 255 amino acids. NCBI's taxonomy places the organism in Eukaryota, Viridiplantae, Streptophyta, Magnoliopsida, Brassicales, Brassicaceae. The transcript is spliced from 6 exons.
AUGGAAGUGUCAAUGUGGCGAGGAUCUAACUACCAAAUGAUUAAACUUUUUGCUGUGAUUAGGAAUAUAUUAUUUAUUUUCUAGAAAUGCAUGUUCCUUGCCCAAACAUAAGAAUUUAAUUAAAUAGGUUUUAUUCUGUUAAAAAAUUAAUUAUGUUUUAUUAAAAUAAUAAUUUUAUGGAUUUGGAAAUCCAUUUUAAAUACUUGAACGAAGGUGUUCUGACCAAUAACACACUUUAGUUUUAUUACUCUGAACAUUCACCAAGCAAAGUGUUCUCCUUCUCCAGGCGAGAGAUCGAUCAGACCAGGGAAGCUUAGCCAUGGUUGGACCAGGAAGACCUCAGAUCGUCCUUUUCGGUUCUUCAAUCGUUCAGUACAGCUUCAUCAAUGGUGGCUGGGGAGCCACUCUCGCUGACGUCUACUCUCGCACGGCUGACAUCAUCCUUCGUGGUUAUGGUGGUUGGAACUCCAGAUAUGCCUUAAAGGUCCUUAACCAAGUCUUCCCAAAGGAUGCUGUAGUACAACCUUCUUUGGUGAUAGUCUACUUCGGUGGGAAUGAUUCAAAGGCUCCUCAUCCAUCAGGCCACGGACCUCAUGUUCCUCUAUCUGAAUUCGUUGAAAACAUGAGGAAGAUUGGGGAGCAUCUUUUGAGCCUUUCGGACAAGACCCGUGUCAUUUUUCUCUCUCCCCCACCAAUAAAUGAGACACAAAUCCAAUUGGUUUUUGGAAAUGCAAUAAAAGGACGGAGUAACGAAGUUUGCCGUCCAUAUGCAGAGGCCUUGUUGAAUCUAUGCAAUGAGAUCAAUGUAAAAUGUGUUGAUCUUUGGAAGGCAAUACAGCAACAAGAUGAUUGGUUGAACACCUGCUUCACAGAUGGGAUCCAUUUCACAGCCAAGGCAAGCGAGGUUGUCGUGAAGGAGGUAUUGAAGGUAGUGAAAGAAGCGGAUUGGAAACCGAGUCUUCACUGGAAGUCGUUACCAAUUGAGUUUCCAUUUGAUUUUGGUGUACCAAACUCUCUAAGCCUUAGUGAGAUAGAGUUAAUGAGAAACGACCAGUUGGAGCCACCACCUAGUGCGACUCUACUGUAAAACGUUUAUAGAACAUGCUACUGGAAUGGUGUACCAGUUUCACGCUUUGUUUGCAUGCAUUGUUUUGAAUCGUUGUCUUCGGAUCAUGACAAGGUCGUAGAAUAACAUGUAAGACUAUCAUGUAAGUUCACAUAUGUCAUGUGGGGUUUUAAGUACUUUA